CACCCAUCAGUGCCACAUCAAUGCCACAUAUCAGUGCCUACCAGUGCACAUCAAUGCCACAUAUCAGUGCCCAUCUGAGCUGCCUUUCAGUGUUACCUAUCAGUGCCAGUCAGUGCCACCUAUCAAUGCCAGUCAGUGCUACCUAGCAGUGCUGCCAAUCAGUUCCAGUCAGUGCCGCCUAUCAGUGCGCAUCAGUGCCGCCUAUCAUGCCAGUCAGUGCCGCCUAUCAGUGCCACCUAUCAGUGCCAUGUAUGAGUGCUGCCUUUCAGUGCCCAUCAGUGAUGCCU
Molecule: messenger RNA, 287 nt
Organism: Staurois parvus
Lineage: Eukaryota; Metazoa; Chordata; Amphibia; Anura; Ranidae
Source: the annotation of a GenBank genome assembly